Neoarthrinium moseri is the source of this 5460-nucleotide messenger RNA. RefSeq lists its product as uncharacterized. Gene Ontology annotation, molecular function: protein binding. NCBI's taxonomy places the organism in Eukaryota, Fungi, Ascomycota, Sordariomycetes, Amphisphaeriales, Apiosporaceae. The transcript has a single exon. Bases 1 to 5460 code for a protein of 1819 amino acids. The record is from RefSeq and is a predicted model, not a curated record.
AUGUCCCACGCCUGGCUGGAUUCCCUCUCCGAGGAUUGGGUCUCUCAGCCUCGAUCCGACACUUCGCAGGCGCAAUUGCCCGGUCCCUCGGUCGCGCACGAGAACACAAGGCCCGGCAAGGCGCCCGAGUCUGCCAGCAGGAUACCGCGUCUGAGCUCGAGCCCGCGCAAAUCGCUGCCUGUCACGUCCGAUGUCUUGAGCGAGAGGAGCUCGAAUCAAGUCAACAUUCCCUUGUCGCAACGCGUAGCGUCCAAGGCCUCGGCAGAGAGCGCGGCGUCGCAGCGCGGACGGCAUCUGAGCCGGUCCUUCUCCGCAUCGACCACCGAGGGUUCCGUGCUCCACAACACCGUCCACCACAAGUCGCUCAGCGCAUCGCCGGCCAAGCUGCGAGAUUCCAUCCCCGAGUGGAGGAGGCGGCUGAUCUACAACGAACGCGCCUACGGCGAAGCCAAGGACCUCUUCAGCUCGGCCGGCACUGGGCUCGAGAACAUGUUCUACCCUCCGCCGCCCCCCGAGGACCAAGACCUCAGCAAUGAAGGCCCGACCGCACACGACAUGACCCUGCCCUCGAGUCCACCGCCAUACCUCAGCUCGCGUCGCAAGAAAGUAAUGUCGGGAGAAGCCUUUGAUCAAUCGCACGACGAUUUCUCCGAGAUCAACCCGGCGCCACACGGGCGACAGAUGCGCUACAAACUACACGCGGAAGCCCAAGAUACCCUUGGUGACAGCAGCAGGCCCGACGAGUCGACAGAAGGGUCGAGGGGCCGCGCGCCCCAGGAAUCCACACAAGACCAGAACCGGAGCUCGUACACCUCCGUGACGGCCAAGCAUCUCUUCGACGCGUCGCGCAAAACUAGUGGGAAGAGUGACGUGCGCCAUGAGGACUUCAGUCCCAUUUUCAUCGGCAGGCAUAGCAAUGAGGACGGGCGCGUGAGCUUCGCCCCCGUCGAGCUCUCGCCCGAUCAGCUCAAGAGGCGCUUGGAUAAGCUCCGCCACAAUCAGAUGUUCCUCGACUCGGAUUCCGUCAACCAGGAUGAGUCCGCGUCCGCAGGAGCCCAUGAGGAGGAUUCUCGAAUCCAGGAUUCGACCGAGGAAUAUGCGCGGCAAGGCGCUUUCCUCAAUCUCAACAGAGGAGGUCUCUCUGCCGAGGGCUCAUUCAGACAUCGUCCUCUCAGCCCUCCGUUACCCACAGACACUUCGGAGAUGCUUCCGGAGUCGUCUCUACAAGCAAGCACGCCAAAGCAGUUUCCGGGCACUGCCAAAGGCACACUUAGAACAAAUGCGCCGCCCGAACCUACAUUCCGCUUCCCUAGCCUAAGCCCAGACUUGCCCCGGGUCCCAAACCCGAGUCCCGAGAAAAGGCCGCUGUCUAGUGGAAGCGCGUUGAAACUCUUUGGGCCAUACGACACAUUUACCAACCAGACUUUGUUGAGACGCAUCAGUCAAUUUGAAGAUCCAAUGACCGAGAGCCCUUCGCGUUCCUUUGACGAUCCCGCUCAAAGACCUCGAGAGGAGCCACCCUCAAAGUCUGAAUUCAACCGCGGGUCUGCCACAGAUUCCAGCCCUCGUAGGUCUCCAAAUGUCAGCCGAGGCCACCACGAGACCUUUGGAGCGAUCAACAGGUUCGGUGCCGGUGAACUCGACGACUAUGUCUUUAGUGAAGACAUUACCCUGGACCCUAGCGAGCGCUCUAAGCUGGCCGAUAAAGAAAACGUUGCGCCGGAUGGCGGCUCACCAGCCCCAAGCCGCAUGAUCAAAUUUGAUCUGAGCCAUCGCUCAUCCUUCUCCGAAAGUGAUCCCCUUCAAGUACGGCGCAGGAGAGGCAGAUCCAGCACGUUGGCGAGCUCAUCAAGACAAUCUGCCAGCGGAUUCGCGUCCCGGCCCCAGAGCUCGUCGAACAUGGGUUCCGCUGGACUUACUCGCAUGGCAACCCCGAAGAGAGACGGCUCAGAAGGCAAGAGACCACGCACUUCACCAUCAAAAGAUCCCACCCCAAAACGAAGGCGGACUCUCCACAGAUCUGACAUCGCAUUCGGCUUGGAGGCACACCCCGCAGCCAUAGAAGCCGUUCAGACCAGCCACUACCAAAUGCAAACCGGCCUUGAGUGGCGGCACAAGGAUCUCCUGCAGGGCCAGAUCCACCAACUCAUUCACCCAGCUGUUAUGGCACACAGAGAGGUACAAAGACCACGUACGCCGACACCGAGUCAGAGAUCCUCCGUACAGCGCGAGCGGGAGCCUCUGGGAGAUCUGUACCUGACCGCCGGUCAGGAGCUCGAAUCAGCGUCGGUCGACGACUCUGAGAUCUUUAUGCAAGAUUUCGCCAUUGACGGAUCCCGGAAGACUUCGAUCAAAACACAAGAUUUCCUGGAUGAAGCCGAGAAGAUCAUGGGCAUGAUACGCAGCAGGGCGCGACUUCCGCAGACAGGAUUAGCGAGUGUCGAGGAGUCUGAAGCGGAACAGUCCGAACAGCGUAAAUCCACAACCCCCGAGUCGCCCAACGAGGAGUCUUUUGAAGAAUCGUUCGAAGAGCCCUUCCUAAGGCCGCCAAGUCGAGACGGCCGACCUGUCCCACGAGUAAUUGUCCGUCAGGAGGAUCCAGAACUUGCUAGCAGACUCAAGCAGUACGAGGAGGUCAGUGAUAUGGGGGAUCUCAUCACAUACUCCAUGCGCUCUAUGGGACUGGCCAGGGAUGCGAUUCAAGAGGUCAACAAGAUCAAGCAGUCUGUCCAGCAGAGUAUUCGUAACAGUGAGAUGCGACACUCGUCCUCAGAUGGAGGCGAGGUCAUCAGCGAUCUUCCUAAUGUGGUUCUAUCACGUAACCCGGAUGCCCCUGACACCGGUGAGGAAGGACCGAUCGCAUCACAUGGUUCACACUCUUCGAACUCCUCAUCCGGAGGGUCUGUUCCCACCGGCUCGUCGCGUGGUUCAGACUCCAGAAGACUCAUCGGGCCUGAUGCUGUGAGUCAGCUUAUUGGAGACCAAGUGGGCAACAUGGUGUUGGACAAGGACAAGAAUAUGUGGAUGAAGAUGAGAACGCCGCGGCCGGUCAUUCGGAUGACCAGCAUCCUCCCAUCCGAAGACAGCGAAGAUGAUCCUUUUGCUAGCAUACCUGACCUAUCUGUCGACGUCACCAAGGAAAAGCAGCAUCUUGCCUUGAAGACAGCACCGCUCGAAGACUUGGAGGAGUAUGUGAAAGAGGACUUUCCUCACCCUCCGUCUUCGGGCCGCAAGACAUAUGCAACGGAGCAGUCCUUUGAGGGGAGGAGCAUCUUGAGUCACACCAAGAGCUCUUUCGCGACUCUCAAGCAGACCAUGUCGGAAACUGACGCGGAUAGGACUGACGAAGUCGAGCAUGAAAUAACAAUUCAUGAAGACCGUGUGCAGAAAUCGAGCCCUUCGCGGAAGCGAAAUCUCACCAUCACCUUCUCAUCGCCAGUCGCAUCCAUCAUUCAGGACGUUUUCCCUCUGCAAUCGGAAAGUGGGAUGACGGACGAUGAUAGCACUCUGGAACGAUCUGUCGGUGAUAUUGCUGCUGAUUCUUUGAAGCGAGGGAGACAUGCUAGAGUCGAUCGAACAUUCAGCACGAGAUCUGAACAGUCACGAUCAAGAAGCCGAUCUAAGAGUACUGGUCGAAAUCUUUCGGUGAAAGGGCCGGCAUUCGUUCCCCGGCCUGUUUCGCGCAUCGAUGAGCAAGAUGAAGACUCAUCCAUUGACUUUUCCGCAUUGGAUCAGCGGCAGCUCAGCAUUCGUGGGGAGUCUAGCAUGGUCGCAUCUCAAGAUGAAGAGAAGCGACGGGCGAGUGUCAGCAUCAUCAUCAGCACUCCCGCUCCAGCGCGGCAUGUUUCUCACGGUUCUGCUACGCCGAUUAUUGCACAACAUGUCGGUACCCUGUCUCUCAGUCCUCUAUCCGACUUCACCAUGAACCAUGGGGAUCAAUCACAUGCUCUAGAGGUCAGCUACGUCGUCGGCGAUGAUUAUCUGGUCACAGGCGACGGGUCAAAGCGGAUCAUGUCGCAAGCCAUUCGGAAUCUCGUCGAAAAGAUCACCGAGGUGGAACCCUUCGAACCAGAUUGGGAUGCCAUGCAAGUAUUGGAUAUCAACAACAAACAACUGAAAAGCCUGCACAAGCUGGACGAGUUCUGCGGCAGUGUCGUUUCCCUCGAUGCCUCUAACAACUGCAUCAGCCAUCUGGACGGAGUGCCAGAGUCGGUGCGGAAUCUCAGGAUAACGAACAACCAUCUUUCGGAACUCACGGCUUGGGGUCACCUCAUGAACUUGCAGUAUGUCGACAUCUCCAACAAUCAGAUUAACAGUCUGUAUGCAUUCAAGGAGCUCGUCCACCUGCGGAGUCUUCGCGCAGACAAUAACCAGAUCACCAACCUGGAUGGCAUCAAGUUCCACGAUAGCCUCCAGGUGCUCCGGGUGCGAGGCAACCUGAUCGAGGACGUUGACUUCGAAGGAACAAAACUUCAUCGCCUGACCGAGCUGGACCUGCGCGGAAACCAGAUCAGCUCGAUCGAGCAUUUGGAACAGCUUUCCUGCUUGUCCACGUUGAACCUCGAGAACAACCGCCUCACAUCAUUCACGACAACGACAAAAACGAGCAUGGCUUCCUUGAAAUACUUGAAACUAUCCAACAACAUGAUUACAGAGCUGGAUCUGGCUGCAUUUCCUUCUGUCCGCAUGCUGCACGCAGAUCGCAACCAUCUGGCUACACUCAAGGGCUUCUCAAAAGCUCGGAGGCUUGAUAGCCUGUCUCUACGUGAACAGAGAGGUGACACGCCACUGGACGUAUCCUUCCUCACUUCUGCUUACGAAGUACGGAAAUUGUUCCUUUCAGGCAAUCUGCUCUCGGCCUUUGAGCCAAAGGUUGAUUUCCUGAACCUACAGUACUUGGAACUUGCAAACUGCGGACUGCAGUCCCUCGCUGCAGACCUCGGACAGCUGAUGCCGAACCUGCGCACGUUGAACCUGAAUUUCAACGCGAUCGAGGAUCUCUCUGCUCUGCGUUACAUCCCCAGGCUGAAGAAGCUGCUGGUCGCCGGCAACAGGCUUAAGGAUAUCCGUGCCGUUUGUGCUGUGCUGGGCGAGUUUCCACACAUGAACAAGCUGGACCUCAGAGACAACCCCACAACCCUAGGUUUCUACCCCCCGGUGCAGACCUUGGUCUCGGUCGAUACCGAGGCGGAGUUUGACCCCUUCACCCUGCCAGAUGCGGGUAAGGAGCGGGAUGAGUUAUUCUCAAAGAGGCUCGAUAUGGGGACGAAGCAAAAGAGACGGUUCUACGAGAUUGCCAUGACGCAGUGCUGUUGCCGCCUCAAAUUGCUGGAUGGGCUUGCUAUAGACAGAAAGGAGGUCAGGAGGAGAGACGGUGUGUGGCAAGCACUGGUCGAACAGGGCAUGGUGUCAGAGGCUGCCCAGAGCAAGGAGGGUCCGACGCCCGCUCAGACAUCAUGA